AUGAGUAGCUUGGUUGAAACAGGGUCAAAAUUGGUUUCGCUGCAGAAACUGCUGGCCGAUCCUCUGUACAUUGGUCUCCGACAUGAGAGAGUUCGUGGUGAACAAUACGAUCGCCUCAUCGACAAUUUUAUGAAAGCAGUAACCAAGAGAUUUGGCCGUGAUACGCUCAUCCAGUUCGAGGAUUUUGCCUUCCAAAAUGCUUACAACAUUGCUCAAUCAGAUAUAAGGACGAGUACUGCACAUUUAACGACGACAUCCAAGGCAAGUCGAUCUUUG
Messenger RNA from Ostertagia ostertagi, 276 nucleotides. The record is from the annotation of a GenBank genome assembly. Lineage: Eukaryota; Metazoa; Nematoda; Chromadorea; Rhabditida; Trichostrongylidae.